Pan troglodytes (chimpanzee) is the source of this 2525-nucleotide messenger RNA. RefSeq names its product cilia and flagella associated protein 100 (gene CFAP100). Gene Ontology annotation, cellular component: ciliary basal body. Bases 470 to 2347 code for a protein of 625 amino acids. The transcript has 18 exons. Lineage: Eukaryota; Metazoa; Chordata; Mammalia; Primates; Hominidae. The record is from RefSeq and is a predicted model, not a curated record.
GAGAACUGCAGCGCGGAGGCUUCGGAGCGAGCCGGGGCAGUCGGGGUCGAGGCAGCCCCUCCUGACUGUGACUUUGGACACCUCGCUGAAUCUCUGCUUCCUCCCCUGCAAAAAUGAAAAUUCAUUCAGUGGAUGAAGUUAAGAAGUGCCAAGGGUGAGGAUCUCCUUUAGAAGAGGAGAAGCCUUGCAUCAACCUCUUGGGCCUCAGCCAAGAUGUCUGAGAUACUGUCCACUAUAGUCUCCAAGAACAUGACCAAUGACAGGACCCCAUCACAUUGGAUUGGAGGCCCACCCCGCUCCAGAAUGGCCUCAGCUUAGUGAAUUACAGCUGCAAAGACCUUAUUUCCAAACAAGAUCACAUUCUGAGACAGUGGGGGUUGGGACUUCAACAUACGAAUUGGGAUGACACAGUUCAACCCACAACAGACCAUGAGGAAGGUGUCACCGUGAAGAGAACAGCCUGGAAUCCAUGAACAUCAGCUCUUCUUCAAGCACUGAAGAGAACCCAAAGAAACAGGCAAGAAAAAACGAAGAACAUGGUCCUGACCCUUCAGCGAACCCUUUCCACUUAUCUGGGGAUGUGGAUUUCUUCUUGCUCAGAGAUCAGGAGCGGAAUAAGGCUCUCGCCGAACGGCAGCAGCAGAAGACGAUGCGGGUGCACCAGAAGAUGACCUACUCCUCGAAAGUGUCGGCUAAGCACACCAGCCUGCGGCGGCAGCUGCAGCUGGAGGACAAGCAGGAGGACCUGGAGGCGCGCGCCGAGGCCGAGCAUCAGCGCGCCUUCCGCGACUACACGACCUGGAAGCUCACCUUGACCAAAGAAAAGAAUGUGGAGCCUGAGAACAUGAGUGGCUACAUUAAGCAGAAGCGGCAAAUGUUCCUCCUCCAGUAUGCCCUGGAUGUCAAGCGGAGAGAGAUCCAGCGGCUGGAGACGCUAGCGACCAAAGAGGAGGCCAGGCUGGAGCGGGCCGAGAAGUCCCUGGAGAAGGCCGCCGCCUUGUUCGACGAGUUCGUCAGGGAGAAUGACUGCAGCUCCGUGCAGGCCAUGAGAGCGGCCGAGAAGGAGACCAAAGCCAAGACAGAGAAGGUCCUUGAGAUCCGGGACCUCACCACCCAGAUUGUUAAUAUCAAAAGUGAGAUCUCCAGAUUUGAAGACACUCUGAAGCAUUACAAGGUCUAUAAGGAUUUCCUAUACAAGCUGUCGCCCAAGGAGUGGCUUGAAGAACAGGAAAAGAAACACUCGUUUCUCAAAAAGGCCAAGGAGGUCUCUGAGGCUUCCAAAGAGAGCAGUGUUAACUCCACACCAGGGGACAAAGGACCAGGGAUCAAGGGCAAGGCGAGCUCCAUGUGGGCCAAAGGGCACAAAGAAGCCCUGGAGGUUUCUGCAGACGAUGCGGCUGGGGCGGAGCCUGUCUUACCUGAGCAGCCCCCAGCAAGGCAGCCAGCCCAGCGAGUCCAGCGGUGGCGACUCCAGAGGGUCGAACUCUCCCAUCCCCCCCACGCAGGAGGACACCGACAGCGAUGGGGAGGUGAAUGGCCCAGUGCUGGGCUGGAAUUCAGAAGUCGCCCCUCUCUUUCCCUGCCCCCACCCCUGCCCCUCUGGCUCUGUCCCUGUCCAGUCCCUGCCAAAACCUGUGGGUUGCAGGAACCACAGCUGUACUUCACUGAGCCCCAGCAGCUCCUGGAUGUCUUCCGAGAGCUGGAGGAGCAGAACCUGUCGCUGAUCCAGAACAGCCAGGAGACGGAGAAGACCCUGGAGGAGCUGAGCCACACCCUGAAACACACCCAGAUCCGCAUGGACAGGGAGGUCAACCAGCUGAAGCAGUGGGUCACCACAAUGAUGAUGUCCAUCACCAAGGAGGAGGACACAGCAGCUGAGCUGGAGCUCAAAGCCCGAGUCUUCCACUUCGGCGAGUACAAGGGCGAUCAGCAGGAUAAGCUGCUAGAGAGCCUGAACUGCAAGGUGCUGGAUGUGUACCAGCACUGCACCGGCACCCAGCAGGAGGCCAACCUGGGCACCGUGCAGAUGCUGAGCAUCAUUGAGCACCAGCUGGAUGAGCUGCUAGAGAACCUGGAGCACGUGCCCCAGGUCAAGAUCGAGCAGGCCGAGAGGGCAAAGGAGAAGGAGCGGCGCAUCAGACUUCGAGAAGAGAAGCUCCAGAUGCAAAAGAUCCUACAGGAGGAGCAUCUGCAGCGGGCCCGGGCGCGCGCCCAGGCUGAGAUCAAGAAGAAGAGAGGCAGGACACUGGUAUGCCGCUCACGACCCCCAGCCCACAGGAUCAAACAACAGUCUGAGCACACACUGAUGGACAAGGAGGAGGAGGAGCUGCUAUUUUUCUUUACUUAAUCUUCGCAGACCAUAGCUGUUCUGGCUGAAGGCUUAGCAAAGAUGUUGGCAGAGGAAGCAGAGACUGGGCUGGGUCUCGAGUGGCCCAACUGAGUCCUCUCUGUCUCCUGUGUGCUCCCUUCCUCACCUGAAUAAAUUCAUGUCUCUCUGGGGUCUUGAAGGCCUGCUUAAGGAUGCA